UCGUGCUUUGGAUCCGUCCGUUCCACAUUUCUUGUUGUUGUUGACAUGGCUCAAAGCGUGUCUGUUACAUCGUAAAAUGAAGACAUUUUAGGAUUUAUCUUGAUUAAAUUUGUUAUUUUUGGUAUUACUAUGGACUAGCUUGGAAUCAUGGUUGUGAAUUCAGUGCAUUGGUUUCGUAAGGGACUGCGGUUACACGAUAAUCCGGCUUUACAGGAAGCUCUAAAUGGCGCGGACACUGUGCGAUGUGUUUAUAUUUUGGAUCCGUGGUUUGCUGGUUCCGCCAACGUCGGCAUCAACAGAUGGAGGUUUCUGCUGGAGUCUUUAGAGGACCUGGACAGCAGUUUGAGGAAGCUGGAUUCUAGGCUGUUUGUGGUGCGAGGCCAACCUGCUAACGUGUUUCCCAGUCUCUUUAAGGAGUGGAACGUCACCCGGUUGACCUUUGAGUAUGACUCUGAGCCCUAUGGGAAGGAGAGAGAUGGAGCCAUCAUUAAAAUGGCCCAGGAGUUUGGAGUGGAGACCAUCGUGAGGAAUUCUCACACACUCUACAACUUGGACAGGAUCGUUGAGAUGAACAACGGCAGUCCUCCGCUGACCUUCAAGAGGUUCCAGGCCUUAGUGAACAGGCUAGAGCUGCCUAUGAAACCCCUGCCCACCAUCACACAAGAACAGAUGGGCAGUUGUCGGACGAAGAUCGCUGAUAACCACGACGAACACUACAGUGUCCCCUCUCUGGAAGAGCUUGGAUUCAAGACUCAAGGCCUGGACCCUGCGGUGUGGAAGGGAGGGGAGUCUGAAGCACUAGAGAGACUCAACAAACACUUAGACAGAAAAGCCUGGGUAGCUAGCUUUGAGCGAGCCAGGAUCAACAUGUGUUCGCUGAUCGCCAGUCCCACGGGCCUCAGCCCCUAUCUACGCUUUGGAUGCUUAUCAUGUCGAGUCUUCUACUACAACCUGAGGGAACUCUACAUGAAGUUGCGGAAGAAUUGCAGUCCCCCGCUCUCUUUAUUCGGCCAGCUCCUGUGGAGAGAAUUCUUCUAUGCAGCGGGAACCAACAACCCUAACUUCGACCGGAUGGAGGGCAACCCCAUCUGUGUUCAGAUCCCCUGGGACCAUAACCCUGAGGCCCUGGCCAAGUGGGCAGAGGGGAGCACAGGCUUCCCCUGGAUUGACGCUAUCAUGACCCAGCUGAGGCAGGAGGGCUGGAUCCACCACCUGGCCAGACACGCUGUGGCCUGCUUCCUGACUCGGGGAGACCUGUGGAUAAGCUGGGAGAGUGGCAUGAGGGUGUUUGAGGACCUGCUCCUGGAUGCAGACUGGAGUGUGAACGCAGGCAGCUGGAUGUGGCUAUCCUGCAGUGCCUUCUUCCAGCAGUUCUUCCACUGUUACUGCCCUGUGGGCUUCGGAAGGAGGACAGACCCCAGCGGAGACUACAUCAGGCGCUACAUUCCUAAGUUGAAGGACUAUCCCAACCGAUACAUCUAUGAGCCGUGGAGAGCCCCAGAGUCUGUCCAGAAGGCAGCCAACUGCAUCGUGGGAGUAGACUACCCCAAGCCCAUGAUCAACCACACAGAGGGCAGCAGGCUCAACAUAGAGAGAAUGAAGCAGGUCUACCAGCAACUCUCCCACUACAGAGGCCUCAGUCUCCUGGCAUCUGUGCCCACCAUUCAGGAAGAGGCGGAGCCUCCCCCGACAGACGACUCUCAGGCCAGUAGCAGCACCUGUGAGUCACCCCCACACACUUCGUCUGCCCAGUCCAACACUCUGAAGAGAGGCAGGCCUUCCGAACCACAAAGCACCCAGACGUGCACCCACACAAAACACCAGCACACCAGCACUGCCAAAGGAGACCAGGAGCAGCAACAGGAGCAAUGGGAGGAACAGUCAGAGCAUCAGCCAGUGGAUCUGCAGUGACACACGGAUCUUGCCAUGUGGGAUGGUGUAUGACAGAAGGACAUGGCAGAAGACUUCUGAUGUCCUGCGCUCACCCCUAUCCUUGUGGCAAGACUAGUCACUUACAUAUAUGCAUACAUACAUACACACACACACACACACACACACACACACACACACACACACACACACACACACACACACACACACAGCGUUUUACAAACCAUAACCACUUUAUAAAAUCUAAGAAUAACAGCAACUCCAGAUCAGUGUUAAAAACAGUACCAUACUGGCUAAUAAUGUAUGUGUAUACAGCAAGGUUACAAUGAGUUUGUUAUAAGAAGGUUAGUGCUUACACCUUUCAGCUUUCCUAAUCUAGCAUUUAAAAAAUUCAAAACAUUUACCCCAACAUUUUAUUAGUAAGACUGCAAUAGACCCUCAAAGAUACUAACCUUAGAGUUAAGAACUCACCGGGCAGUCUCAACCUGGGGAAAAUGUUUUAAAUCUCCAAAAACUAAACGCAUAAUAACAAAACACAUGCAUGUAAAUACGCAGGUCAUGUGGUCUAUAAAGAUUUGAUAGGAUUUUUAUGUGCAUUUCAAAGAUGUGGAUAUGUGUUGUGAACAACCUCCAUUCUCAACAUGUUCGUGUCUCUGGUUCCACUGUCCAUAUACAGUGGGGCAAAAAAGUAUUUAGUCAGCCACCAAUUGUGCAAGUUC
This is a messenger RNA of Salvelinus namaycush (lake trout), 2609 nucleotides long. It is a transcript of the gene cry2, whose product is annotated as cryptochrome circadian regulator 2. Bases 148 to 1911 code for a protein of 587 amino acids. The record is from RefSeq and is a predicted model, not a curated record. Gene Ontology annotation, biological process: negative regulation of DNA-templated transcription; circadian regulation of gene expression; entrainment of circadian clock by photoperiod. Lineage: Eukaryota; Metazoa; Chordata; Actinopteri; Salmoniformes; Salmonidae. Gene Ontology annotation, cellular component: cytoplasm; nucleus. Gene Ontology annotation, molecular function: FAD binding; DNA binding. The transcript is spliced from 11 exons.